Messenger RNA from Anopheles aquasalis, 548 nucleotides. It is a transcript of the gene RpL36A, whose product is annotated as ribosomal protein L36A. Gene Ontology annotation, molecular function: structural constituent of ribosome. Gene Ontology annotation, cellular component: ribosome. NCBI's taxonomy places the organism in Eukaryota, Metazoa, Arthropoda, Insecta, Diptera, Culicidae. The record is from RefSeq and is a predicted model, not a curated record. Gene Ontology annotation, biological process: translation.
GCCAACUGUCAGGGCUGACGUUUGCACCGUUCGCUCUGCGCUUCCUCUUUUCGUUUGUGACUUGAUCGACGAGAACAUCCAGAAUGGUUAACGUACCGAAGCAGCGCCGUACGUACUGCAAGAAGUGCAAGGUUCACCGCGUGCACAAGGUGACGCAGUACAAGAAGUCGAAGGAGCGACAGGCGUCCCAGGGUCGUCGUCGUUACGACCGUAAACAGAAAGGUUUCGGUGGUCAAACGAAGCCCAUCUUCAGAAAGAAGGCCAAGACCACGAAGAAAAUCGUGCUGCGUAUGGAGUGCGUCGAGUGCAAGUACCGCAAACAGACCCCGCUGAAGCGUUGCAAACACUUCGAGCUCGGUGGAGACAAGAAGCGCAAGGGACAGAUGAUCCAGUUCUAGGCUGGCGUUUGUUUUGCUGGUUCCAUCUCUGUGUACACCAACCCGCCCGGCAUCGUGAAUAAAAGCUCGGUAAACUCCGGUCGGUGUGUCCGGUCCUGGUGGCUACCGAUCUGCGUUUGCUCAUGAUGUGAGAAACAACCACUACAAAUA